UCGUAGGUUAUCGGCGGGCUAACCUUGAAUCGGCGGAAUAAGAACUACCUUGCGCAUAGCAGUUUAGAGGGACGCAAGAUUUGAUUCCGUACACCAACCACUCUUUCAAAUAUGGCUAUUAACACGAUUCUUUUAGACUUCUCUGUCAACCCUUCAGCUAUCACAAAUAAAGACGAAAGAAAGCUACUACAAGAAAAUGUGGAAAGCGUCUUAUUGGAUUAUCUACCUUCUUUAAAAUUCAGACAUUCUCUUGAAAUUGGUGAUACGUUUGUGUCCCUGUACGAAGCAGACAGAAACAGUUUAAUUACGGUGAGAACCUUUGAUAAAGGUCUUGUUGCGUGCAACAUAGAAUACUACAAGGACGACAACGAAAAACCGUUGUUGACAUUCGAGCUGACUCACAAGCUCGAGAAAUCUUUAAGAGAAAAAUGCCAAGGCAAGAGAAGUCAUGCUUUUCCAGCUAUAAAACGUGGAGGUAUCGUUGAUAGAUAUUUCCCAACAGCAGAUGAACGUAUUCUGGAGUAUGACAUAGAUGAGGUUCUGUAUGAAGAGAGAUCACCAUACCAGAAAAUACAGAUCGUUCAUUCUCGUAGCCUGGGAAAUCUCUUGGUUCUGGAUGAUCUUCAGAAUAUGUCAGAGAGUGACCUGGUGUACACUGAGACAUUAAUGCAGAGAGGCAAGGAGAGCUAUGCAGGAAAAGAAAUAAUUAUUUUAGGUGGUGGAGAUGGAGCUCUUUUAUGGGAACUUCUUAAAGAGAAUCCAAAAUUUGUUACAAUGGUGGAGAUUGAUGAACUGGUAAUGAAGGCUUGUCGCAAAUACCUUCGCACGUGCUGUGGAACUUGUCUUGAUGAGUACAAAACAGAUAAUUAUGAGAUUAUUGUGGAGGACUGCUUGAAAAUACUGGAUAAGUUCAUUAAGGAAGGAAAGAAAUUUGAUUAUGUGUUCGGUGAUCUUACCGACAUUCCUUUAUCACCAGUUCCUCAAGGAGAAGUGUGGGACUUCAUCAGACUUAUCUUAAAUACAUCAAUGCGUGUCUUGAAACCGAAUGGAAAGUAUAUGACUCAUGGAAAUGGAGCAUCUUGUCCAGAGUCUCUCAGCAUGUUUGAGUCUCAGCUAAAGCAACUUUCCGUACCAGUACAGUUCACACGUGAUCAUGCAUUUGUACCCUCAUUUAUGGAAGACUGGAUCUUCUAUCAAGUACAGCCAGUACCCAACUAGCAUUUCAAAUUUCACAUUAAGGAAAAUAUGCUGCACACAGCAUUCACAGCCCUUGUGAUCUCAAGAUGACAGCAACAGUAAACUGCCAGAUCAUCUACAAGAUGAAAGCUGUGCAGUCAAGAAAUGUGUGCACACAAUUAAGUCACAAGGAUAUUUUCUCAGUACUGCUUUAAAUUUAGUAGAUACAGAAAUAGUGUCGUCUGCAAGUUAUAUGUAACUUAUGUUAACAUGAAAUGUGACUGAAAUGCAAAGUGUUAAGUCCCUUAAUUUGGUGCAAAUGCCAUAUUGUCAUGGUUGUUCCUCAUAAACAUUUAAGACAUGUGAAGUCAUUAUUAGGUUUUGUUAUUCUAAUCCAUUUAGUUUUCUACUGUGCUCUUUAAGUAUUAUUUCUGCAAGUGACUGUGUGUAGUACAUAAAAUAUAGCAUAUCUAUAUCUGAGUGACAAUAUUGUAAAAAGGGUAAAUCACUACUCACCGUAUAGUGGAGAAGUUGAGUUAGAGUUGCAGACAGGCACAACGGAAAGACUACUAAGAAAGUUAGCUCAGUCUCUCUGUGCUUGUCUGUGACUCUGCUAUAUGUGAGCAGUAAUUUAUCCUUUUCAUAAAUUAUCAUUAUCCCAUCUUUUGAUAUAUGCAUCUUAAUAUAUUGCCCACCACUGUCAGUAGUUAUAAAAGAUUUAUUUUCUCAGUUUUUAUUUAUGUAUGAACUGCACUGCUAAAAUUAUGUACGCUUUACAAAUGAGAGGAAAAGUGGGCCUUCUGGACUUCAUUAAUAUUAUAAUCUGGGAUAAAAAGUUAAGAAGCUGCCACAUAUAUUUAUCCACACUGACAUUCAGCUGGUCAUUUAACAAAGGUAACUCAUCUAACAUGACCAGAAGCCCUGAAAUGUAAAAAGUGAAAAAUUGGUAUUUGAUUGGAAGGCAAAUGUUACUUGAAACAAAACAGAAAACUAGCACUGUAUUCAUAAUCAAUAAGAAUGCCGGUGCAGUGUUUUUGGAGUGUAGUACCAUUCAACAGGUUCAGAAGCUUCUGUAGUGUGUAUUUUAAAACAUCCUUGUCGGAAAUAGUGCAGUAGUUAAGUAUUUGAAAUCAUCAAGUGUUACUUCUGGAAUUGGUUUUCACUGUUUUUAUUAAUGUUAAUUUUGUUUUUCUUACUCUCUUAAGAAAUUUACCUAGUACCUGCACCAAUUUAAGUUGCAAAACAUUAACUAUUUAACUAGUGUGCCCACUUUCAACAUAUUCCGUGGACAUUGAUAAUGUUUGUGUACAUUA
Messenger RNA from Schistocerca americana (American grasshopper), 2489 nucleotides. Its product is annotated as spermine synthase-like. The coding region runs from base 112 to 1218 and encodes 368 amino acids. Gene Ontology annotation, biological process: spermine biosynthetic process. Gene Ontology annotation, molecular function: spermine synthase activity. NCBI's taxonomy places the organism in Eukaryota, Metazoa, Arthropoda, Insecta, Orthoptera, Acrididae. The transcript has 8 exons. The record is from RefSeq and is a predicted model, not a curated record.